AUGGAGUGUAAAAUGAUGAAAUUGAAAUUCGAGGCCCAUAUUGACAAUGACCUCAAACUUUCAGGGGCUCUAGUGAUAUUAGCCCAAAAUUCUAAAUGUUUAAUAGCCGGCCAGCUUAAUGGGAUCAGAGACUCAGCAAAGGUUCCUGUGGUGGAUUUAUCAAGUGAAGACUUGAAGCCUGGAACAGAGGGAUGGCUCUUGGCGUGCAAACAAGUCAAGUAUGCCCUAGAAAAGUAUGGCUGCUUUGAAGUUGUUUAUCAUAAAGUUCCUUUGGAACUUCACAACUCCAUUUUUUCCGUGCUUGAAGAUCUGUUUGAUCUUCCACUAGAAACUAAAAUGCAGAAGACCAGUGAUAAGCCUUACCACAGUUAUAUCGGCCAACGUUCUUUCAUUCCACUCUAUGAAUCCUUGGCCGUGGAUAAUCCAACAACUCUAGAAGGAGCUCAAGACUUCACAAGAGUCAUGUGGCCUGCAGGAAAUGACUCUUUUUGUGAAAGUGCUCAUUCCUACUCCAAGCUGGUGGCAGAAUUGGAUCAAAUGGUGACAAGAAUGGUGUUUGACAUUUAUGGCGUGGAGAGGCUUUAUGACUCUCACAUGGCAUCAACCACAUACCUGCUUAGAUGCACUAAAUAUAGAACACAGAAGAUGAAUGAGACUAAUUUGGGAGCGGCUGCUCACACAGACAAGAAUUUUACAUCCAUUCUUCAUGAAAAUCAGGUCAAUGGUUUGCAGAUAAAAACAAAGGAUGGUCAGUGGAUUGAUGUGGAUCUUUCACCUUCAACUUUUCUAUUCAUGGCAGGUGAUCCAUUCAUGGCAUGGAGUAACAACAGAGUGCGCUCUUGUGAACACCAAGUCAUCAUGAAAGAGAACAAAACCAGGUAUUCCCUGGCAUUCUUCUCCUGGCAAAGUGGGAUUUUGCAAGUACCUGAAGAGCUUGUUGACGACAAUCACCCCUUGAUGUAUAAGCCAUUUGAUCAUCUCGAUUUCGUCCGUUUACAACAAUCCGGGGCGACAAAGAAAUGUGAAAAUGCUAUCAAAGCUUACUGUGGUCUCUAA
Messenger RNA from Prunus armeniaca (apricot), 1056 nucleotides. NCBI's taxonomy places the organism in Eukaryota, Viridiplantae, Streptophyta, Magnoliopsida, Rosales, Rosaceae. The record is from the annotation of a GenBank genome assembly.